ACAUGGGCCCGCCUGCCUAAGGCAUAAAUGUUUCCUGCAACAAGCUCCUGAGUCCUGUGUACUUGUAUUGUACAGCCUCGAUUUCCAUGCGCACGUGAUACCCUCUUCGAUCAACAAACUAAUCUCUCCGAUUUUGGUCGUAUUUUGCAGGUGAAGAAGAACGUCGUUUCUCGCAGGUAUUUUUGACACGACAAGGAAUCAUGGGUCUGGUGCAGUACGACAGCGACGACGAGGAUGAGGAGGUUCAAGCUCCAUCUGCAGCAACUCCGGCAAGUGAACGUUUUGCCACUCAUUGGAGAGCAUGUAAUAACAUGUGGUCGCAGGUCAUAGAAACUACAAUCCAACCUUCUGAAUCCCAAAUUCAGAAUUCGGACGAACCAGCACUCAGCUCAGCCCCCGCAGGAGAACACCCGGCACAAGCCACAUCUACAGGACCAAAUCAGUCCGGAUCUUCAACAGUCAUCGACCCGCGGCCCAUCCUCGGCCCAGCCCUAGGCCCCUCCCGACCAUCAGAGGCAGAGGCACAAGUUGAAGUCGACCUCGCCUUCCUCUCGGAGGACGCCACCUUAUCCCAGCCCCUGAACAACCCUUCUUCCUCCUCCUCCUCCGCACCAGAACCACCACGAUCCCCGUACACCGCAACCCGCACCCUCCUGCGGGACCUCACCCUCCCCUCGGUUCCGAACAUGGACAUCCCCCCUUCGCCACCCGGCACGCCGCCGCCGGCGCUGGAGGCCCUCACGGCCAAGUUCGACACCUUCCUCCGGCUGAAGCGCACCAAGGGGGUGCAUUUCAACGAAAGGCUUGCCGCGUCGGCGGGGAUGCGGAAUCCGGCGCUGAUGGAUAAGCUUUUGGGGUUUGUCGGGAUUGGGACUGAGUUUGAAGAAGCUGAUGGUUCGGUUGAUGGUAGUAGUGGUGGUGAUGCUGAGGGAGCUGAUGACGCAACGCGGGGAGGGAGGAAAAGAGCGUUGGAGCAAUAUGCCACGGUGCUGAGCGCCGAGGUGUGGGAUCCGAUGGGCUUUCCUGCGUGGGCGUACAAGGGCCCGCUUAGGAAGGCGCAGGAGAGAGGGGCGAGGGAGAGGGAGAGAGGGAAGGGAGAGCCGGUUGAGUUUGUCUCUGCGGGCGGUGUAGCGGGGGGGACUGGGUCGGCGGCUAGGAGUAGACCCGGAACGCCUGGUGUGGCGGGUGGGAAAAGGAAGGGGAGGUUCGAUACGUGAGAGGAUGUUGUUUACCUGGUGAGGCAUGGAGAGAAUGCCGUGGCGUGUUGUAAAAAAUAUAGCUGAUAGCAAAAAAGGAGCAGAGUUUGUGAUACCCAAACUUGAAGCCUGAAAUGAUAAUGACGUACACAUUACGCUCCAAGAGAGCCCAGC
This is a messenger RNA of Chaetomium strumarium, 1370 nucleotides long. RefSeq lists its product as uncharacterized. The coding region runs from base 201 to 1217 and encodes 338 amino acids. NCBI's taxonomy places the organism in Eukaryota, Fungi, Ascomycota, Sordariomycetes, Sordariales, Chaetomiaceae. The transcript is spliced from 2 exons. Gene Ontology annotation, biological process: regulation of DNA-templated transcription. Gene Ontology annotation, cellular component: nucleus. The record is from RefSeq and is a predicted model, not a curated record.